ACUUUAAGUUUCCAGCAAAAUCUACCAAACAUCUGAAAGAUUAUGAUGAAACGAUCGGUGAAACCUAGAACCAAUGCAGUGUUGGAAAUGCCGAAAACAGGAGAGCUGAUGCGUUGUUGUAUCUGCUGUAAACAAAAAGCAAAGGAUGACCUAUACGAUCUGGCCAUAUCUGUUGAUAUGUCGGAUGGGAAAUCUUCGUGUACGAUUGCAGAGAUGAUUGAAACAGUAGCUUCAAUAAAGCUCAAACCAGUACCACAGUCUGUUUGUGAGGCAUGUUGGAGCUAUGUGAAUGCAGCACAUAUAAUUCGUGACAAAAUUCGCCGCUCGAAAUACCUGCAAAGAUACAGUGAAAAUGAACAUGGCAACGAUACGAUUGACGAAAUUGCUGCAAACUUUGAGAUUUUAGCAGAGGAUAGCUCAGUGAAGUGUCCAGAGGAAGAUUAUGAAUGUGAAUAUCUCGAUGAAUAUCUCGAGCCAAACAAACCGAAUGAUCACACGUACGAGAGCCGGCGGGACGAGGAACCGGGGGAAAAGGAGGAGGAAGUGGAAGAUAGUGCGAAUCACAAGAGUAUACCUUCUAGCAGGGCAAUCUUGCUUGACGCUUCGAUUGUAAAAGAUGAAACAGUUCUUGGCGAUCCAUGCCCAAGUGACCUUCAUAUUACGCGUCAGUUUGAAGAACCUCGUACACAGUUUAUACAGCGGGAUGAAUUCCACAACCAGUACCGAUUGCUGGAAGUAACCGGAGAACGUUGCUGUGGAUGUAGCUUUGUCGCGGAAAAUCGAAAAGAACUCUUGCAACACUCGGAAACGGUUCAUGCAAUUGAUAUCACAGACAGUGGAGAUUACUGUCCGAUUUGUUUCUACAAGUUCGCUACCGAUCAGCAUUUGGAGCGACAUAUAGAAGAGUUCAAAUCGACCAUGGUAUACGUCUGUUUGCAGUGCAAUCGGUUCUACAAUCUGCGUCAAAAGAUGUUCAACCAUUUGCUGAAAUGUGGAGAAAGCAUCUCCGUGUUAUCGGCGGACGAAUCAGACGCGGAGGAAAAUGAAAACCUGGACAAUGAGGAAGAGUACUAUGAAGAAAUCAUUGAAGAUAUGUAUAGUAACCUGAACUCACCGGCCAACGAUAGCCUAAUCGAAUCGUAUCAACGGAAGAUGAUGCGCUGCCGGGCACUGUUCGAUGAGAUAACAUCGAAUGAAACCUUUUCCUGUAAGCUAGAUGAAGCGGAGUUGAAUGUACAGGAUGUUCAAAUCAUAGACCAGUGCACCUUCGAGACGUUCAAGUUUGUUCGCCUUCGCGGGGAACGUUGCUGUGGAUGUGCAUACACGUGCGCUACCAGAGGACAGCUGAUGCAGCAUGGGAGGGCCAUUCACGCGUCUGAUAAAAACCUGCAGGAUGAUCUCACGUGUUGUCUGUGUGGAAGUCAGUUUCAUGUCGAGAGCGAAAUGGUUAAGCAUCUGAGCUUUUUCACGAGUAAAGAACUAUUUUUCUGUACCAUCUGCAACGAGUCGUUCCUUUGUAGGGAAAGUUUAAAGACUCACCAACAGACGAACGAAAGCCACCAAGAGCAGCAGCGGAAAAAGUUCCAGGAUACUGAUAUCGAAAUGUUUGGGUCCGGUAUGUUCAUCGAGCUUGACAUGCCGUUGGUUAUUGAGCAGCUGGAUAGGUUGCAAGCCGAGAAGAAUAUCAACCGCCCGAAAUACAUACGCUGCAUACCGAUGCCGGAAGAGCGCUUCAUCCAGAAUAUUACGGAGUAUACAAAUUACUCCAUACUGACGGUCGUUGGUCAACGGUGCUGUGGUUGUGGCAAGUUCUUCGACACGCUGGGAGAUUUGAAACAACAUUCCCAGCAGGAGCAUACGAUGUCGAUAGCAUCGAGUUGGAUUAGCGAUCAGCUUCAAUGCGAUAUCUGCUACGCUGUGUUCGAUUUCGAGCGUGGGCUUAUAUUGCACAAGUCAACCAGACGUAACAACAAGACAAACCUUUAUCUCUGCAAACUGUGCGGACUUCUUUUUACGAAAAAAUAUUGUCUAGCUCGGCACAUGCAGUUUGCACCGAAUCAUUUAUCGGAAUUGAUUGUCCAUGCCAGUGGUAGAGGCACCAGCGAAGCGGAUGGACAGGACGAAAAGGGACUGGAUGAUGCCGAAAUUAACGACCCGGCAGAAUCGGAUCCACGUGUUAGCGAAGCGUUGCAGCUACACAAAUCGGUCCAACAGGCUGGCUUAGAGAAGGUAGGACAUUUUGUGGGCUAUCAUUGCUGCUUUUCCAAAUGUACCGCAACCUUCAGCAACGAGGAAGAUUUGGUCGAGCACUCGCGAGACGAACAUAAUGGCAAACGACAAGAGAAUGAGACCGAACGAAAGUCGGACAAGAACAUUUGCCCGUCUUGCUGUAAAUCGUACCAGGAUCUUGUAAAACUGGCAUGGCACCGGUUUCAGCGGUUUGUACCCCGACAGUACAACUGCAAACACUGCGAUAAAACGUUCGACAAAUAUCCAAACCUGAAGCUGCACGUGGAUACUGAACAUAGUGAAACCCCUUCCAACUACGUAUGCUCGGUAUGUGAUAAAUCGUUCGUGUUGAACUCCCGUCUGAAGGCGCACAUGAAACUGCACACGUCACAGAAGGACUAUGGGUGCGAUAUUUGUGGAGUCAAAUUUCGAAGCAACGGAUUGAUGAAGCGUCAUCGGCGGUCGGUGCACUCUACGGAACGUCCGUUCGAGUGUAAGCUCUGUCCGAAACGGUUUCGCGUUAUAGAGAAAUUCAAAAUUCAUCAACGUGUUCACACCGGCGAGAAGCCGUUCGAGUGCACAUACUGCCAACGGACGUUUAGUCACUUUACCGACCGGAAGCGACAUAUAAUGACCGCCCAUACCGGCGAGCGACCCUUCAAAUGUUCGUACUGCACCGCGGCGUAUAUUCGCAACCGAGAACUUACACUCCAUAUGCAAAAACAUAAAGAUAUUAUACAAAACCAAGCCAGUGUAGUGAAGGAAGAGUGUAGCUAUGAGAGUGGAUAACAUUGUAGAAAAAUGUGCCUACUCUAAAGUUAACCAAAAAAGUGAAAGGCAUACAUUUCUUUAAGUUUAAAAAUAUAAACCAAAUUCCCCGGCAGUAAGAAACAUAGACGAAUAAAUAAAUUUCAAA
Molecule: messenger RNA, 3145 nt
Organism: Anopheles coustani
Lineage: Eukaryota; Metazoa; Arthropoda; Insecta; Diptera; Culicidae
Product: zinc finger protein 845-like
Exons: 2
Coding region: 43-3018 (991 amino acids)
Biological process (GO): regulation of transcription by RNA polymerase II
Cellular component (GO): chromosome; nucleus
Molecular function (GO): chromatin insulator sequence binding; zinc ion binding
Source: RefSeq, a predicted model, not a curated record